GCCGCGCUGCAGCCCAGCUUCACGGCUGAAGCAAAGCACCAGACAAACAGCAUGUCGUUCCUCAACUAUGCGCGCGACGAGCGCAUGGUGGUGGUGGGACUGACUGCGGCUUUCGUGGGCGUCGUUGCCACAAUGCGCAUGCUCCUCCAACAAUGGCGCGACGGAACCGAGAUCAAGCCGCAGCAGCCUACCACGCAGUACAUCACGCAAGAGACCGAGGACUCGCUCAAACCAAGCACCCUGGACAUGCUCCUGGGCCAUUACAACUUUGCGAUCCGCGAGGUCGCGGCCAAAAUCGUAUGCGAUAGAGCCGUCAACGACGGCGAGACGAUCGACUACUUGCUCUGGGGAAUCACACGGCCGGACUACGACGAGCGCAUGAAGAACCUGCGAACACUUGCCUUCAUAACAGACCCUCGUAAGAAUCUCCACCUCAGCUGGAGUACUGAAAGCCUGUCGAAGCUCAAUACCGGGCGCGCCUAUUCUGCGUUUGUCCGCUCUCUUGAACAUUGCCUCACCGACCGCGCCCCGCUGGAGAAGCUCGACGACAGAUGGUUUGAUGAAUAUGGGCUUCGCGACAUGGCGGAGAAGCUCUGCUUCAUGUUCAUCUCGCAGCUCAUGCAGAAGUAUGGGCCAGACAAGUUCAUCCAGGCCGGCAUCGUAGAGAAGUGGUUAGCGAAACAGAACUGGGGCGACAGGCCUGAGGAGAGGGAGCACAACUUCUUCCAGUACAUGUACAAGACGAAUAGGAUCGUCGAAAUCAUCCAGAAAAUACAGCAGAGUGCUACCGGCCGGGAUGCCCUGGAAAAGGCGGGGCUUAUGCCGAAGACGGUGUCGCAAAGCUUCGACGUGUUUGCGUCGAUACAUAUCGAGACGGAGAUCCUGGACAGCGACAACGCAGAGCCGACGCCGCGGAACAUGGAACAGAGCCCUGAAGAGCAGAGGAUCAGACACCGACACCGCGAGGCCAUGGUACUCAACGACGGGACGAGACCAUUAGGGAGGUCGGAUAUCAUCGAGAGAGAGCAUCACACGCCACCACCCUGAGGAAGUAUGCGGACAAGUCUGUGGUUAUCUACUAUUUAGCUACUUGAAGGCAAGGCCGAUUCCCGGGGGCUCGCUGUGUCCAGGCAUACCAAGGCUCCUCCGGAGCCGUAACAAGCACAGUGAUAACGCGUCUGUCGAGGAUAGACCUAAAAUGGAGGGCAAUGAGGUAUCGAGAGAUGAGAAGGGCUACUCGACCGCUGGCACAUUGUUAUUCCAAAUUAACGGCACACAAGGAGCGACUACGCAUGUCGAGAAGCGGUUGGAAAUUGGUGGCACGAACAGCCCUGCGAUGAGCCAGGCGGACUCAGGGGUUGGGAGCAGCUCGAACUGGAAGUGGAUGUCCACGAAAAUGGACAAACCCGGGCGCCGAUAGCGUCAAGAAAGUUCUAGGGCAAGGCCGUCCUGUCCGAGGUUGGCUGGUUGGAAGUGAUCUCUGAAGCGCUGUAGAAGCGUAAAAGAAAAUAGCGUAAAAUAAGAUAAAAUAUCGAAACCAAACAGGUAGCAUUGUACCGGACUUGGAGGCCAGGUUGGACAAAUGCUGCCGACUACGGCCGGAGGAACGCGG
Molecule: messenger RNA, 1612 nt
Organism: Diaporthe batatas
Lineage: Eukaryota; Fungi; Ascomycota; Sordariomycetes; Diaporthales; Diaporthaceae
Exons: 2
Coding region: 52-1047 (331 amino acids)
Source: RefSeq, a predicted model, not a curated record